CACAGCGAAGAAUCAGACUCUGGAUAAGAAUAGAAAACAGAGGACCUCAGCUAGAGAAAAGGAGAAAUCAUGAAGGAUAUAUUCUCAGCCACAUCUAAAGGGUAUGCAGCCAGAAAUACAAGUCGGAAAACAAGCUAUAAAUACCUCCAAGGAAGGAAAGUACCAGAGUAAACUCAGAUGAUGAAGAGGAAAGUGAAAUCGUGAAAUCAUGAACAGAAAUUCAAACAAUUUCUCACCUUUACCUGGUGCUCGGCGAUUUGGCGUUGCAAGAGCCUUUGAUAACCAUGGUGGCUACCAUGAGACGCCUGCAUUUUACCCAUCUCUUUCUAUCCAACCUACUCCUGAUGACAGGAUUUCAGGGGCGCAAGAUCCCCCGAGGUUGAUGGAUGACAGAACACAUUCUGGACUCAACGGCACAUCCAGUUUUCCAACACAACCACAUCGCAGACAACCAAAUAACGGACUCAAUGGCAGCAUAAGAAGGGGGCUGAACCCCAUGAUCGGAGAGAUUGUGCCGCAGUCACCACCAAGAGCAGUAGAAAAUCCCAGAUCAGCAGUUUUGAGCAAUCUUAAGAAAGAAAUAUACCAGCCCCCAAAGAUUUUACCAAAGAGAGUAAGUUUAUGUUAUAAAGACAGUGUCGUGAAUGCUUUAAAAGAGAGAGAGAGGGAAAAGCAUGAACGUCGCAAGAGGUGUGCGAUUUGCCUGGAAGAUUUUGAACCCCGAGAGGAGGUGAUGCUUACACCAUGCAAACAUGUGUUUCAUGAGGACUGUAUAGUCCCAUGGGUACGGAGCAAAGGUCAGUGCCCGGUUUGUAGGUUUGUGAUUUGUGAGGAGACAAGGGAUCACCCGUCGUCCUUCAACGACAAUAUGGCUAUGAUGAGACCCAGUUACCUACUAAUUGCAGGUGAGCUUCUAUCAAUUUUUAGAGCCACGGGAGAAGCUCUCGAAAUGGGCAAUGGAACACGGUAAAAUGAAGCAUAUUGAAGACCCAGUGAUCAGUAAUCUGUCAGAUCUGUGUUAAUUUCUUGCCUUUCUUUGUAGCCUAGGCUUUGCGAGGGAGCCAAUAACACUAUAGAUUCCGAACAGUAAGUCAGUAUGGUAGUGGAGAUUCUUGUUUUACAUUCUUUCUCGCAGAGAAUAAUGUAUCUUACAUACGCUCCUAGAGUAGAUUCCGACAACGUUGCUAAUCAAUAGUUUCCACAUUUUCUUCA
Prosopis cineraria is the source of this 1212-nucleotide messenger RNA. RefSeq lists its product as uncharacterized. Lineage: Eukaryota; Viridiplantae; Streptophyta; Magnoliopsida; Fabales; Fabaceae. The transcript has 3 exons. Gene Ontology annotation, molecular function: ubiquitin protein ligase activity; zinc ion binding. The record is from RefSeq and is a predicted model, not a curated record. Gene Ontology annotation, biological process: ubiquitin-dependent protein catabolic process. Bases 209 to 970 code for a protein of 253 amino acids.